AUCGCUCUUCGCGCCUCAACUCUCUCCGAACCAGUAAUUCAUCGUGCGCUCCCAUUUGUUGGACUAUAGCAAUGAUUAAGCCGCACUCUGCAAGAUCCCUGCGAUGAACUUGUCUCCUCUGAAGGAUCUGGGGUUUUCCCCCGCAACUCUCCCUGAACAGUAUUUGAGUAUGUAGAGGUCUCUGCCAAUACCGGACUUAGUACUCAACGCCCGAAUACAUCACCUGAUGUAUUCAUCCAAAGUACUUAAAGCACUCUCUUCCUGCUCAUCCAGGCUCUCAUCGAAUCGAACCAUAUCCCAAUCCUUGAUCCUUAUUUAAGCUCACAAUCACGAAUCGCCACAACAUGACUUCAUCCAACCAAAACAAGAAGACUCGCAUCUUCAUGACAGGCGCUACAGGUUACAUUGGAACCACGAUUUCCGAAUAUGCCAUCAAAGAAGGCUACGAAGUACAUGGCCUGUCAAGGUCAGAAGCAGGAGAUGAGAAAUUGAAAGCUUUGGGUGUCACGCCCGUGCGUGGAGACUUGACAACUCUCGACGUACUUCGUCACGAAAGCUCUCAAGCUGACAUCGUCAUCCAACUCGCAUUCAUGAAUGACUUCCAGAACUUCGAGAAAGUCCUCCAAGCUGAUAGGGCAGCAAUCGAUGCAAUGUGCGAACCCCUCGUCGGCACUGGCAAGUCGUUCAUCGUGACGAGUGGGACUCUUCUAAAUGAACCUGAUCCAAACCAUGGGGAGGUGACCGAAGAUUCUCCAAUGGCAAACUCACCCUUGACUGGGCGAAAGAUCUCUGAAGAUCUUGCUCUGUCAUACGCUUCCAAAGAUGUUCGUGCCAACUGCCUCCGUUUGGCUCCUUUCGUGUAUGGUCGAGGUGGAAGUGGGUUCCUUCCCAACAUGAUACAGAAAGCUGUUGAUAACGGGGAAUCGAUUUACGUUGGCGAUGGAAGUGCGUGCUUUACAAGUGCGUAUGUGGACGAUGUUGCUCAGCUUUACCUACUUACUGCCAAAUCUGCGAAGCCUGGCGAAUUGUUCAACGCUACGACUACGACAAACGUUAGCUUCAAAGAGAUUGCAGAAGCUAUUGGAUCUCUACUUAAGCUCCCUGUUCGCUCGGUCACGCUCGACGAAGCAACGAAGCUGUGGAACCCAUUCUUCGCCAACAUCUUCUCUUUUGAGAAUCGAGCCUCCGGCCAGAAGGCAAGGCAGCAAUUAGGAUGGAAGCCCAGUGGUAUCGAUGUCUUGUCUGAUGUGAAGACUGGAUCGUAUGUGGAGUUUGCGAAGAAAAUUCAGACCGGCGAGGGAGGUGCCUCCCAAGGAGCAAAAGCCAUAUGGGAACGAUCUUAAGCGAAAGGCUGGUCGGAAUGAGCAUGGGUAUUCAGAUGAUUGGAUUCAUAAAAAUAUUCGAAUCAAAACUGUACACUCCUAUCGACGACCCAAAAUUUCAGGAUGAUUGAGUGGGAACAUCAGGCCCUAGCUGCUGCACCUUGCCGAGUGGCAAACGACGUAGAAGAGAGUGAUCUUUGUUCGGGCGGCCUCAUUUCCCUCCACGUCUUUUCAACUGCAUCUUCUCUUGUCUUCUGCCCACUGAAUGAUCGGAUUUCUCAAAGACAGAGACACAACACGAUCUUGAUCUAAUGCUUG
Molecule: messenger RNA, 1640 nt
Organism: Mollisia scopiformis
Lineage: Eukaryota; Fungi; Ascomycota; Leotiomycetes; Helotiales; Mollisiaceae
Product: NAD(P)-binding protein
Exons: 1
Coding region: 345-1343 (332 amino acids)
Source: RefSeq, a predicted model, not a curated record